Psammomys obesus (fat sand rat) is the source of this 1170-nucleotide messenger RNA. It is a transcript of the gene Mcidas, whose product is annotated as multiciliate differentiation and DNA synthesis associated cell cycle protein. Gene Ontology annotation, biological process: negative regulation of DNA replication; negative regulation of cell cycle. The record is from RefSeq and is a predicted model, not a curated record. Gene Ontology annotation, cellular component: nucleus. Lineage: Eukaryota; Metazoa; Chordata; Mammalia; Rodentia; Muridae. The transcript is spliced from 7 exons. The coding region runs from base 1 to 1170 and encodes 389 amino acids.
AUGCAGGCGUACGAGGGCAGCGCGGCCGGACGCCGGGCCUUCGACAGCAUCUGUCCCAACCGGAUGCUGGACCUGCCGCAGCGGCUCCUCGUCAAGCCCGGGAAGCCGGAGAGGAAGCUCGUUCCUCCAUGGAAGUCCUUCUCGGGAUGCGGCGGCUGCAGCCAAGUGUCGGUGUACGAGGACCCCCCUGAAGCCGAGCCCGCUGCGCUGCCAGCCCUCACCACCAUAGACCUGCAGGACCUCGCAGACUGCACCUCGCUGCUCGGCUCUGAAGCGCCUCCUGCUGGUGAUUCUUCCGCCGCGCAGGGCCCCUCCUUGCACACUGAAGAUUUCAGCUUGCAGAAUUUCAGAGACGUGGUGGAUGACCUCAUCGCAGAUUCGUCCUCUUUGAUGUCGCCUCCCCUGACAGAAGGUGACUUUCCCUUCUCCCCUUGUGAUGUGUCAUCUUUUCGGUCCUGCCUCUCCCCAUCGAUGGACCCACCUGCCUUGGGGUCUCCGCCGCUGCCCCAACCCCCACCACCUUGCUCUUCAGACUUGCCUCCACCACCAACCGAGGAGUACUGGAAGGAGGUGGCCGACCAGAACCAGAGGGCCCUGGGGACUGCUCUCAUAGAGAAUAACCAACUGCACGUUACGCUGACGCAGAAGCAGGAGGAGAUCGCCUCGCUCCGGGAGAGGAACGUGCAGCUGAAAGAGCUAGCCAGCCGGACCCGGCACCUGGCCUCGGUGCUGGACAAGCUUAUGAUCACGCAAUCCCCGGCCGAGCCCUUCCAGGUCAAGGCGACGACGAAGAGGAGCCUGGAGGAGCUGCUCUGUGCAGCGGGACAAGUAGGGCAGGGUGACGCGGAAGUGGGCGCCAUCCUUAGGGACAUCUCCCAGCGUUGCGACGAGGCCCUGCAGACCCGCGACCCCAAGCGGCCCCGGCUGCAGCAGGAGCCCGGCAGCAAGGACUGCAGCUCCAGCAGUCUCCACGGCGCCUUCCGAGGGCUGCGCACCGGCUGCAGCGCCGGCUCGGUGAACCUGAGCCGCAGCGAGCUGGAGGAAGGCGGCUCCUUCAGCACGCCCAUCCGCAGCCACAGCACCAUCCGCACUCUGGCCUUCCCCCAGGGCAAAGCCUUCACCAUCCGGACCGCCACGGGUGGUUACAAAUUCCGCUGGGUCCCCAGCUGA